This is a messenger RNA of Lactuca virosa, 1988 nucleotides long. The record is from the annotation of a GenBank genome assembly. NCBI's taxonomy places the organism in Eukaryota, Viridiplantae, Streptophyta, Magnoliopsida, Asterales, Asteraceae.
AUGGCAUCAUCAUCAUCAUCUACACGAGGUGGAAAUGGAAACAAAGUGGUGGAAAUGGAAGAGAUUGUUAGACACAUGUCGAAUUUACCUAGUUUUCUUGAAAGGGGAAAACCUAUUCAAGAUAAAGCUUUGAACUUUGGUGUCAUGGAUUGGGGUCGCUUAGAAAAAUGGCAAUAUCAUCGUCAAAAACAGGGUCUUGUGGGAAGCAACAAAUAUUCACCUUCUACAAGUAACUCGUCUUUAUUAUCUUCAACUGAUGAAUCUUCUCCUCAUUCAAGUAGAGCUCAAACCUCUUCUUCUGCUCCUUUGAAACCUCAUCAUGUUACUUUACAAUCUCAUUUAAACGUUUCCCCAGAAGGAAUUUCCAUUCGAAGAAAUCUUGAAAACUCUCAAGAUGUUAAAAAUGAUCCUUGUAAUAGUGGGAAGAAAACACGGAAUAAGCCAAGAAGUUCCAAAAUGAAUGAUAUUUAUGCUCAAAAUCUUCCUGAAUCAUCAUCAUCAUCAUCAUCAUCAACAUCUUUGAAGGGAAAGAUGAAAUUUCAAGAUUCCUAUGAUCCAAAAAACAACAUUCCAACAUCAUUUCCAUUUGAAAAUGAAGCCAAGUCUGAAAGAAAUCCCAUUACUCCAGAAAAGAAACAACUUAGUGUCUCUUCAAAGAAUUCAGAUUUCAAAACAAACACAAUUCAGAGAACUAUAUCUCCACGUCAUCAUCGACCGAGUCCUUUAAAAAAGUUGUUAGACCCAUUCUUCCAGUCAAAGUCAACUUCCUCUGGUCAACACAUCCAGACUUUUGAAGACCCAAAAGUCAAAGCCAAAGUGAAGUUAGAUUUCGGAAGCUGUAAGGAAGUCAAAGUUGGUGAUGAUUCUAGGAACAAGACGAAGGAGAUGCCAUCAUCAUCACCAUCACCAUCACCAUCACCAUCACCAUCAUCAUCAUCAUCAUCAACAAAGCAAGCUCUUUUUCAGAUGGCAAUCAAGAAUGGAAGACCUUUGUUUACAUUCACAGUGGAUAACAAUGAGGAUAUACUUGCAGCCACAGUAAGAAGUUCAAGUGAAAAAGAUGACAACAACAGUUGGAUUUACACAUUUUUCACCAUUCAUGAGGUGAAAAAGAAGAAGGGAAGAUGGUUAUCUCAAGGAACCAAAGCCACAAGUCAAGGAUUCCUCCCAAAUAUAACAGCUCAAAUGAUUGUUUCAAAUUGUUCAGUUUCUAAUUGUAGGGAGUUUGUUUUAUCAUCUUUAGACCCAAGUGUACCCGAUGAACUUGCAGCCAUUGUUGUAAAGUUUUUAAGAAAGGAAGAGAAUCAAGAUUGUUUCAGCAUGACAGCUGUUCUACCUGGUGGCCAUCAUAGUGCACCUAGCAAAGGUGAACCUUCACCAUUAAUUGACAGGUGGCGAUCUGGUGGAGCUUGUGAUUGUGGUGGUUGGGAUAUUGGCUGCAGAUUGAGAACCUUUACAAACAAGGUGGAAUUGGAAUCUAAUGGAAGAUCAAACAAAUUUGAUCUUUUCUUUCAGGGAGAUGUUAUAAGUGAGAGACCUUUUUUCAGUCUUUCUUCAUUGAAGGAAGGGAUAUUUUCAGUGGAGUAUGAUUCGUCUUUAUCGCUUCUACAUGCGUUUUCGAUUUCUAUAUCGAUCAUGGAAUGCAGAAAAUCUUGUCAGUAUACAGAAGUUAAAAUGUAUGUUGCAAAACAAGUAGAUGAAGAUGAUGAAGCUCCUGUAACAUAUGCAUCAUUGCCACCUGUUUCCCCUGUGGGAAGGGUUUAAGAGCUUAACAAAAAACAAAAAACAACUGGUUGGACUUUAAAGAUGAGUUAUUGGUCAAAACUGGGGUUUUUUGAUAGCCAUAUAUGAGUUCCAUAUGCCUUGAUGUAUCUUGAUUGUGCACCUUAAACCUGAUUAUAUAAUCUAUAACGAGGCUGAGUGAGCUUUAUGGUUGAGUUUGUUAUAUAAGACGUCCCAAUAAUAUUUGGUGAAACUAAUUAGACAUG